AGCGCAAGCAAGUUUCAGUUGUACGGUAUUACUACGCCUGAAAACAUCAGCCUAAAUUGGCGCUCUCAAAUUAUAGACAUUAAAAAUUAUUAUAACAAAGUGUUAAAACAAAGUCCUUUAGCUUUAUUAUCCUGAAAGGACAUCCACAAUAAAAGCAUACAUACAUACAAACAUAAAAAGACAUAGGCAUAUAAAGUGAAGUGCCAGUGAAAAGCAAAUCUUAUCUAAUGCACAGCAGAAUUACAAGACCACAAAGCGUGUUUAUGCAAAUUAACAAUACUUUCCUUUAGUUAAUUGAAAGGGUUAAAUUACGUGUUUUUAUAGUGAUUAAAUUUUUUUUAAGUAAAAGUGUAAAAAAAAAAUUAUAUACAAUAUGCCGGUUGAUAUAUGCAGUCGCCCCACAUUCACUCUAGAGCCUGAGUCCAGCUCUGUAGCCGCAUCGACCGUAGAUACCUCGUCGCUACCACCCAGAGAGAAGCCACGCAAUAUGAACAAACUCUGUCGUCAAGUGUCAAUUGAGUCACCCGGACCGGUGGUGAAGAAUUGUGUCUUCAACUUUUUUGUACCGAUCGAAGAUACACCACCACAGGGUGCACGCAUUAAGAUCGUUUAUGCCGGUGCGUGCUUUCGCAGACGCGAUCGUUCCGCUUCAAUUACCAGCAUGUCAUCGGUAUCGUCAGAUUUGAGUGAUUAUUGUCCGACGUUGCCCGCCCAGUCGUCACCUGCACAUCAGAUGCGUGAAAAUCCCGCACAUCAAGGCAUACGUGAGGGUUCCAUUUAUGCCGGUUACGAAGUAGCUGGUGUUAUUGAGUCGCUCGGCUCCGAAAUCACAGAUGCCAACAACUAUGGCCUACGCAUCGGUCAACGUGUGGUCGUCUAUCCAUUCGAUGAGGCACCAGCCGGUUAUGCCGAAUUAAUGGUUGUACCCGAUCUCAAAUAUAUAGUACCGAUUCCAGAUAAUUUACCACUGAGUGUUGCUGCACUUUUGCCGACUGGUGCUUUGCUAGCCAUGAAUGCCGUCUUCAAGGCAUACGAAGUGGUAACAGAGUUGUCGAAGAAGCGUCCCGCCGAGGAGGCGAAUAAGAAAUUUAAGAUACUCAUUGUCGGCACUGGCGGUUUGGCGUUGUGGGCUGUACGCAUAGCAACACAUCACUUCGCCUCGACUGGCGCUAACAAUUAUGUAGACGUUACUGUGGCCAGUCUGCGCGAUGAGGGCUUCCGCUUGGCCACAGAGAUUGAAAAUGUCAGCGUUGUACAGUGGAAUGAGUGUCUCUAUGAACCACAGCUGAUUGAGCGCACCAAGGAUGUGUGCGGUGGCCCAGUGGAUGUUGUCAUCGAUUUCGGUACCACCUCCCGUAGUCUGCAUCGUUCAAUGCACUGCCUAACUAAGGGUGGCGUUGUGCUUAUGAGCGAGGAUGUCGCUGAGAAAUUGAUGCCCAAAUUUUCACGUUUGUCAAUUGAAUAUCAGCAAGAGAUUAUUCCCAUAUCAAACGGUACAGUGGAACAACUGCACGAGCUAGUACAGUUAGUUGCUACCAAAACGAUCGAACCCAUACCACAUUCGGUGUUUCCCUGCGAACAAGCAACAGAGGUCGUGCAGAAAUUAUGCACCUCAGAGAUACCCGGUCGUGCCAUACUGAAAUUUCACGAUAUCGAAUAAAUCGCAACUAACACGGAAAUGUCACGAGUGUAACGGCGACAUCACAUGUAUUUCUUUCACACCACUCUCCACCCCAAACCGCAAGGAAACUGAGGAAAUAGACGCGAGAUCCUAUGGUGGCAUAUUAAUAAUUGUUUAAACACAUAACCAAGAGAAAUUAUUUGUAUGUUUAUUCUAACAGAGAGCAAACAAUUUUAGAUUUGAACAAAGAAAAAAUCAACAACAAAAACAAAUUUAUAUCCUACAUGUAAAGGUAAAUAUAUGUAGCAUUGGUUGUCGACUAAAAAGCACGAAUAUUAAAAUUAAUAUUAAUGUAAUAUUAAGCUUUCGACGAACAAUGCAGCAUACUAUACCCUCAUCGUACUAUUAACGGUUCAUUAAUAACAAAAAAACAUACAUAUAUACACACCUGCACCACAUAUUGAGUACAUACAUACCCAAAAAUAUGGUAUUAACUAAGAACAUUUGCAUUCAUGCCAACACAUUGAAAACACACUCAAAUGUAAAACACAACAAAAAGCAAAAAGCAAAAAAUAUUUGAAGUAUAAGAACAUCUAUGUACACGCAAAUAUGUUUCCCGAAGUCGUAAAUCAUAAAAAUUCAAAUAAUAGUGACUGAAUUCGUUGUAAGCUCAGGGGCCAGCGGCAUGAAUGCAAUACGUACACGCCCACACGCCCACACAUACAUACAUAAAUACAUUAUAUAUAAGUUAUGUGCAAACACAAAGUCACACAUUAUUAGGAAUGUACACAAAAUUAUGCAUAUUUGUUGGCUUGUUGUCGCGUUUAUUGGAAAAAAGUGUAGUUUUUACUUUUUAAACCAGGAAUUUAACCGGAAAAGAAUCGACACCACACACACAUACAUACACAGCCACACACAAAUGUAGAAGCGCAGUGUAAGAGCUUUUAGUUACUAAGUUAGUUGCAAUAAAACGCUUUCAUUAGUGUUGAUUUCCUUAUUGCUUUAAGCGCAACAAAUAUUAUACAUACAUACAGACAUACAUAUAUAUUUCUUAAUAUUAUGUACCAA
Molecule: messenger RNA, 2689 nt
Organism: Zeugodacus cucurbitae (melon fly)
Lineage: Eukaryota; Metazoa; Arthropoda; Insecta; Diptera; Tephritidae
Gene: Drat
Exons: 5
Coding region: 374-1660 (428 amino acids)
Biological process (GO): alcohol metabolic process
Molecular function (GO): alcohol dehydrogenase (NADP+) activity
Source: RefSeq, a predicted model, not a curated record